AUGAACCGUCGUUUUUUACUUUUAAUUUGCGUUCUUUUCGCCUUCGUCUGUCUUACGGUAGCGGCACCGAUGAGCUAUGGACAAUUGGAGAAAUUGAUUGUCUCCAGAAAGCGAAGGCAACUCGAGCAAGCGAUUCUCACCGACAUCCUCUCUGAAAUCAUCGAACCAAACGGUCAAAGUAUGCCCUAUCGACCAGGUCGA
Messenger RNA from Mesorhabditis belari, 201 nucleotides. The record is from the annotation of a GenBank genome assembly. NCBI's taxonomy places the organism in Eukaryota, Metazoa, Nematoda, Chromadorea, Rhabditida, Rhabditidae.